GUCAGUGAUUUUACAAGGCGGAAAGAGAUCAGGUAUGGGAGCCUUUGGAACAUCGGAGGCCACAAAUGAACCUCCCGAGGACGUUCUGCUGAAACACACUUGCUUGCCUUGAAGAUCAUCCUUAUUAAUUUCAGGUCUUGGUGGAUUCCAUUUUACUUGAUCUGCAUUAAAAAAUUCCUCAGUGCAAGGUUUAGUGGUUUUCACUUGAUUCCAAGCCUUUUACUCAAGCCAAGGAUGUUAUUAUAGAUGACUUACCAUUCUCGAUCCAGCCAGCCAGCUCCAAGUUGUGGUCCAGAUCAUAUCAUAUACAAAUGUGAGACUACCAUCCAGAAGACCAAGACUCAAUCAACGUACCGUCAUGCUUCCAGACUUAUCAAGGACUAAACACACAAUUCUUUGUCCGAUCUGCAACAAUGAGAAGCAUCUGGGAUAAAAACCUCACUAAAUUCAUAAGUGUCAAGAAAAAAAGAAAAACAAAAGGAACAAGGCACUUACAGAAGGAAUACUUUGUGAAUACAUUAUGGAAGCCUUCUCAGUCUGAACUUCAUUAGAUGAGAGGACUAGCCCAGAGAAGCUAGUUGACUUGCCGAAGGUUAUGAUCCAUCAGUGAGAGAGUAGAUUUCAGCUUAUGUGGAGAACUUGUUGUGGAAGCCACCUAUAAAUCCAUUUACCGAAUUUAUGGAGAAGCCUAUAAAUGAUGGAAGUCAUUCAGAAGAACUCUUUUCCCAUUUUAAAAGUAUACCAGAGAAAGAACAUUUACCACGGCAUGCCAGUGAAAGUCAUCUCAGCUGCCUAAAGCAGGACAUCCUAUUUGAGAAGACCAAAUUGGAAGCAACAUUUAAGGAAGCCGAGUUAGCAACUUGUUCUGUAGAAUUACUUUUGCCAUUAUUUAAGGACACCAUUGAAGAGAUUAGUUUUGAAAAUACUGAUCUUUCUGCAUCCAAUUUGAAGAUUUCUAAACAGAAGGAAAUAUUAAGAAAAGAAUUAGACUCCUUUAAACAUUUAAAACAAACUUUGGAACAUCUUCUUAGAAAGACAGAACACCAACAGAGAGGGGACAGUUUAUCCAACUUGUUAGAGAAGCUAGCUGAUAAUGAAAGUGAAAACACUACUCUUAAGACGAAGGUACUUGAAAAGGAGACCUAUAUCCAAGAACUUUCUUGUUUGUUUCAGAAUGAAAAGGCAAAUGCUUUGAAAGCAAGCCGUUUGUCACAAUCAGUAAAAGUAGUACAUGAACGACUACAGUUCCAAAUUCAUAAAAAGGAAGCAGAGAAUGAUAAAUUAAAAGAACACAUAAAGAUCUUAGAAACCAAAAUAUCAGAAUGGAACUUGCAAUUGAAAAAGAGUACGCAUGAGGCUGUAACGAUGAAAGAAUCAAGUAGGCAAAAAGCUAUAGCUCUAAAAAAGGCAUCUAAAAUUUACAAACAAAGGAUUAAACAUUUUACUGGAGACGUGGAAAACCUUACUUCCCAAAUUAGAGAGCAGGAAGCCAAGUUGUCUGAAACAGUUUCAGCUUCCAACGUCUGGAAAAGUCAUUAUGAGAAAAUUGUAAUAGAAAAAACUGAAUUGGAAGUUCAGAUUGAAACAAUGAAAAAGCAAAUUAUUAAUCUUUUGGAAGACCUGAAGAAAAUGGAAGACCAUGGAAAAAAUUCACGCGAAGAAAUUCUUAGAAAACUUCACUCAAUUGAAUAUGAAAAUGAAACUCUGAAUCUUGAGAAUACAAAAUUAAAGACUACACUAGCUGCUUUGAAGGACGAGAUUGCCUCUGUUGAAAAUGAGCUCUUAGAAUUGCAAGAAGUAGAAAAACAACAGAAAACCCUUAUUGAAGUUUAUAAAACUCAGAUACACAAGUUGCAAGAAGCAGCUGAAAUGGUGGAAAGCAGAUGUGAAAGUUUGCUACAAGAGAAUAACCUAAUAACAAAAAACAAAAAUAAAAAAUUAAAGAAGGUGAGAGGCCAGAUGGAGUCUCAUCUGAAGGAGUUAGAGCACGACCGCGAUUCCUUGACAGCAGCAGAACAGAGGCUUCACGAGUGUCAGGAGAGCCUGCAGCACCACAAGGGGAAAUGUGCAGACCAAGCACACGCCAUUAGGGAGCUUCAGGGCCAGGUUGAUGAAAAUCAUGAUCUUCUGACAAAGCUUUCUCUGGAAGAGGAAAAUUAUCUUAUUCAGUUGAAAUGUGAAAACCUUAAACAAAAAUUAGAACAGAUGGAUGCAGAAAAUAAAGAGCUUGAAAAGAAGCUGGCAAACCAAGAAGGAUGUCUUAAGCAUACCAAUCUUGAGUUUAAAGAGAAAUCUGCAGAAUAUAGAGCAUUGGCCAGACAGCUGGAAGCUGCUGUAGAAGAAGGAAGACAAAAGGUUUCUGAAGAAAUAGAGAAAAUGUCAUCUAGAGAAAGGGCUUUACAAAUUAAAAUAUUAGAUCUGGAAACUGAGCUUAGAAAGAAAAAUGAAGAACAAAAUCAACUUAUUUGCAAAAUGAACAGUAAAGCACAACAUCAGGAAGUAUGUUUGAAAGAAAUACAGCAUAGUCUUGAAAAGUCGGAGAAUCAAAAUGAGAGUAUUAAGAAUUAUUUACAGUUUCUUAAAACUUCUUAUGUAACAAUGUUUGGAUAAAUUGUUGGAUUUAUUUUCUAUAAGCAAUAGGUUUUUACUAUGAGUCUAAAAAGUAAUUAGAUAAAAAUUAAAUAUACUAUCUGUUGCUAUAUUUUAUGAUUUAUGGGUGGUACUAUUAGGGUUUUUAUGUAAAGAUUUUUGAAACAUUUAUUAUCCAGUUGAAACUUUAAAACAAGAUACAUGUUAGUAUUCCUUUUUUGCUGGAUAAUCUUCACUUAGCUCUGGAUUAAUAUCUAUUUAAUUUAUUUUGGUUUUUGGAAUAUUUUACACACAGAAAAGAAGCCAGAAUCAUUCUUUGUAGCAACCAUUCAAGUGAAUUUGUAAUAAACCUAGGCCAAUUAUGAGCCAAAUACAUGAUUUUAAAUAAUGUAUAUAAUUGUUUUACAUUAUGGUGCUGUAUAUUUAUAUAUUAAUAUAAUAAAGGAAAAUAUUCUGGAUACUAUUUUUAAUAAUGAUAUAAUUGCAUACUUUCUAAAGAUACCAAAGGUCUCAGUGUACUUAAUAUUGUUUCAAAUAUGCUGAGAUGCCAUUAUAAUUCCUGUGAGGUUUUAAAUAUAGAAUUUUAAGUCAUGGCUACUAAAUGCCAACUGACGGUAACAGGUGAAAAUAUGUUGGCAUGCAUUGUUUCUUUAUAAAGAAUAGGCAUUUAGGUUCUCCUAUUAAUUCAUAGUCUCUUUUGUUCUUCAUCUUAUGUUAGUGAUUGUCUGAUAUUAUUAGUGUAGACAUUCUGAAACCCCUGAGUUAAGUGAAAGAUUAAAGGAGAAUAACUUGUCCCACCCCUACCCAUGGCCAACUCACAUGGGAUGAUCAAAAUAAACACUCUUAAUCCCAGGAAGCUUUAGAAUAAGGUGUUUGUUAUUGGGAUGAUGUAGAAGAGCUACCAAGAACACGUUCUCUGUAACCUCCUAGCCUAUGUGUCAAGGCAAGAUACUCUAAAAGGGGAUGGAUGUAAUUGACAAGGGAUCAAGUAGUAGUGACUCCUCUCAGAGAAAGGCUUGAGAGCUGUUUAUUCAAAGAACACUCAGGUCUCAAAAGAUUGUUCAAAGAGGCAAGUUGUGUACUACACAGUCCAGCCUCUGAACAGAGCUUAGUCCCCGCAAGGUGUUUUAUCCACUUCUGACCAGAAAUGGGGGCCUGCUUAUCUCUGGUCCCCUCACUCCUAAGACUGCCAUGUCAUCUGCAGGGGCUUACUUCCCUGUGACCCAAAUAGCAAAAUACAGUAAUUUCAGAAACUGGCCACAUUUCUUUCCCAGCAAUUGCCAACAAUAUUAGAGUUGCCUUUUAAUUUUAAAUCAUAGUACUUGUGGUACUAAAACACAUGCUUGACCCUUGUGGUCCUUUCUUCAUCUCCUAAGGCAAAGACAGCCUUAGGAAAUACUCACGUGAAAGAAAACUAAGGUUCUUGAGUAUAUCCCACUAGACUGUGAACUCUUUAAGGGCAGAACUGUAUCUUAUUUAUGAUUCUGUUUCAGCCACCACAUAAUACCUGAUAUGGAUACUCAGUUGAUGUUUGUGAAUAGGUAGAUAGAUGGGUGUUAAGAGAGGGAGGUAUUCAUAUUCCUCCCUUAGAUAUGACAAAAUGUAAGCAUAAAGGGAUUAACUUCUGUGGCUGUGAUAUAAGCAGCAGCAUUACUGUUAUUUAUUGAGUACUAGUCUGUGCCAAAGUUCUGAGUGUAGUACAUGUAUUAAUUCAUUUAAUCUUUAUGUCUGAUGAGAAAGGUGCUAUUAAUUAGGUUUACUCUUCAGGAAACCAAAACACAGAAAAGUUAAGUAACUUGCGCAAGGUCACACAGCUAGUAAGUAGCAGGCAUCCAGAGUCUCUGCUCUUAACUAUGACCGUACUACCUUCAUGUAUAUUUCAUAAAUAAAGGUAAUGGUUUCUUUUAACAAUCAUGCAUUGCUUCAUCGAUGAACACUUUCUCUUUUUUAUAUUUUUAAUUUUUAUCAAAGUAAUUUGUGCAUAUGGCGUUUAAAAAUUGGUCCCCACAAUAUUUCAGCUGGACUGUGGAAGGAAAAGACUUACUGCAAAGUCCCUAAGCAGCCAUCUCCUGUUUCUAUUGUGUUGGCCAUCUUUCUUUCCGAGAGCGAGAGCCGGGUCCACACCUAGCCUGGAAACCCUGAGUCUCGUAAUAAAAGCAUGCUAAUGAGACUUCAAAAUUACUAUGAAGAAGAUGAGGAAAAUGCUCUUUCCUUUUGUUAACAGAUAAUUCUAGAUCUAGGUUGGGCCUUACUGUUUUGAAACUUGUUCUUAUAUAUGAAGCUCCUUUUCAAGUUUCAGUCAAGAUUUGCGGUGGCCAGUCUCCAAGAUGGCCCACAAUGAUCCCCGCCUCCUUCACACCCUUGUGCAGUCCCCUCCCACAGUCUGCCAGAGUCGCUGCUACAGCUCUGUGACACG
Messenger RNA from Delphinapterus leucas (beluga whale), 5005 nucleotides. NCBI's taxonomy places the organism in Eukaryota, Metazoa, Chordata, Mammalia, Artiodactyla, Monodontidae. The record is from RefSeq and is a predicted model, not a curated record.